AUUUUAUGAAGUCAUUUGUUAACGAGUUAUUACAGAUGAUUACUUAUUCAUAAACGAUUAACUUUGACUGUUUUCUACCAUUAAUAAGAUGAUUAUUAAAUUUAAUUUGGGAUGUGUAUAUAUUCUUACAGAUACCUGAUGAUGUCAAUGUAUUAGACAAUGAAUCUUAUUCACCAGUUACCACUUCAAUAAUGACAAUACCUUAUAAUUUAAAUCUAAACUGGGUUUCACCAAUUAUCACUGCUUUGUCAAUGUCAACAAGCCCAUCUAUUUUAAAUUUAACCUCAGAUUUAUCACAUUCAAUAUCAUCUUCACAAAUAGUAACAUCAUCAUCAUCAUUAUUAAUGUCAUGUUUCCCACAAAUAGCAACAAAAGUAAGAGCUUCAUCAUGUUUUCCAUUUGGACGUCGAUCAGACAAUGUAUCAUUAUUAUCCCCUACUUAUCCACAGAUAAAUAUAAAUACUGAUAAUUUGAUCAAUCAUGAUCAAGAUGAUGAGAAACCGUUAGAUUUAACUUUGAAAUCAUUUACAACAAUAAAAUCAGAUGAAUUAACUAAGAAAAAGUUGGAUAAUCAAAAUUCUAAAAUUCCUUGUAGACGGAAAUCAAAUAGGACACGUACACAAACAAAAGCAACAUCAUCCACAACUAUGAAGGUAAUAAACACUUCAGAAAAACUCAAUCCAACAAAUCAAGAUACUCAGACAAAUCGUCAAGUUGAAAUAAUUCAACAAUCAGAAAGUAUCACAUCCUCAUCUACAAAUAAUAAUAAUAAUAAUAAUAUAAAUGGUGCAGAAUUAUGUCAGAAUAAUUGGAUUACAGAUAUUCAAGAUUCAAUACAAAUAAAUGAAUCUGAUCAGAAACGUCCAAGAUCAACAUCUAGUCGUAGACCAUUUAAAGCAUUUGGUAAUACAGUUCCAUCAAUUUCUACAGAACUUUUAUUGAAAUCUUCUAAACUUAUUGAUCCCUUAUUAUUAGUGAAUACUAUUGAUAAAUCUGAAACCGAUGAUGAUCAUUCCAAAUCUAUGGAACAUAAUAAUACACCACCUCUUUCACCAACAUCAGUAAUUUCUACUCCUACAACAAAUGGGAAUAAUUCUAAACGAAAAUCAACGGUUAAAAUAAAAUCACGAAGAUCUCAAAGUGCUUCAGCAAUUGUGUUAAUACCAUUCAAUCAAACUGAAAAUACUAAUGAUAAUAAUAAAAAUAUAACAAUUGACGAGACAUUAUCUACAACAAAAUCUUUAGAAACUCUUUGUAAACUCGACAAACCUGUUGAUUUACUCACAACAACAACAACAACAACAACAACAACGGCACAAUCAAUCAGAUCUAUUUCAUCAACACCUAGUUGUUAUUCCAGUUAUUCUGAAUUAAUCGAUGCCAAUCAUAAUAAUAAUAAUAAUAAUAAUAAUAACGAUUCAACAAAUAUUAAACACACCGAUUGUAAUCCACGUAUGAGACGUUUCCCAGAAAUGACACCAUCUGAAGUAAAAGAUAAAGCAUAUUGGGAGAAAAGAGUUAAAAAUAAUGAAGCUGCUAGACGUUCACGUAGAGCAAGAAAAACUAAAGAAUUAAGUUUAAAAAAAUAUGCUGAUAAUUUAGAAAAAGUAAAUUUAAAAUUAAUUGAAGAAAUUGAAUUAUUAAAAACAGAAAUUUUACAUUUAAAAUCUAAUAAAGAAAUGAAAAAAUCAAAUAG
Schistosoma curassoni is the source of this 1696-nucleotide messenger RNA. The record is from the annotation of a GenBank genome assembly. NCBI's taxonomy places the organism in Eukaryota, Metazoa, Platyhelminthes, Trematoda, Strigeidida, Schistosomatidae.